Molecule: messenger RNA, 5956 nt
Organism: Cylas formicarius (sweet potato weevil)
Lineage: Eukaryota; Metazoa; Arthropoda; Insecta; Coleoptera; Brentidae
Product: piezo-type mechanosensitive ion channel component-like
Exons: 25
Coding region: 1-5919 (1972 amino acids)
Biological process (GO): cellular response to mechanical stimulus; regulation of membrane potential; detection of mechanical stimulus
Cellular component (GO): plasma membrane
Molecular function (GO): mechanosensitive monoatomic ion channel activity; monoatomic cation channel activity
Source: RefSeq, a predicted model, not a curated record
AUGGCAGACGGCAGGGCAAAAAGUGCAGGUAAACAUUGCGGCGCUUACAAAGGGCUCUCGCACCUUCUCCCGUUUCAGGACAACACGAGCGAAGAUGAAUUCGAACUCAUUGAAAUCGAAGAGGAGCCUACGUUCGUCGACAAAAUCACCUACUACUCGCACGGAUUUCUUAUACUGGUCAUGGGCUCGUCGUACUUGAUCGCCAACUUCAUCAUGAUGGUGUGGGGUAUAGCUUUCGUCGGUUGGAUGGCAAUGGUCCUGUUAAUUUGGGCGAGUUUGAUCUGGCUCCUGCCCAAUCAAAAGAAAAUCAUGCUCGCCUCGAGUCCUUUCAUCGUUUCUUGGUCGAGUUUAGCUUUGGUCGUAACGUACCUCUACGGUUUGGAUCUCACCGAGGAAGAACUGCCAUCCAAGCUGGGUAUCUUCGUUAUCGACUCGUACACGAGACAAGGCGACCGGUUCGUUCAUCUGCUGGUGAAGACGCUCUGUCACGUGAUGCUAACUGUGUGUUUACGUCAAUAUAUGAGGGAAAGGGCGGCCGAUAAGCAAAAAAGACGCCUCGAAGAAGCUAUAGGUGUCGAAGAAACGCAAACUCUGACUGAUUUUAGCGCAGAGGGAAGUCUCUUAUUUGAGGACGCCAUGGCUUACUUUAAUAAGCGCUUGACGUUGUACUGGAUAUGGAUAGUUGGGGCGACGAUGGCGGCCAUAGCGUUCGUCGGCCAAAACUCCUUGCUCAAACUAGUGUAUUUGGUACUGUUCGCCACUUUGGUGCUGUCGUUUCAGCUGUUGCCCUUCAAGCGUUGGAAACAAUUUCUGCGAUUUUAUUGGUGGCUGACGAUUUGCUACGCCAUGUUCAACUUAUUUUCCGUGUAUUUAUACCAGUUCAGUUUCGCCCGCUCUGCCAUAAAACAACACUUGGACGAUGACACAUUAAAUAAAUUGGGAUAUCAGCACGUCCAGACCAUCAAGCAGCUGUUCGUUAAGUUAGCGCCGGCGCUUUUCUUUCAAAUCGUUUCAGUAUUACAGCUCCGUUAUUUUCAAAUCGAUUUCGAUAAAUUAACUGAUCCGUCAUCGGAAGGGUAUUUGGACGAAGAGGAUAACCACAAGAAACCCGAUUCCACUUGGUCCCGAAUUAGGCGCGAUUAUUCCCAGUUCAUAAACGUCCUGUUUUUGAUAUGCGAGUUCCACUUGCCCAAAGUCGCCUUCGUAAUCGCCGUGUCUUACGCCGUCUUCUUCAAGUGCUUCAUUUUCAUGGUGGUGGUCGCCGUGAUAAGCCUGGCACAGCUAUUUGGAAAAACGGCCACCAGAUUCGCAAUCCACUUUACGUCCGUCGUGGUAUGCGCGACGCUGGUGUCCCAAUUGGCGUACGUUCUAACUACCCAAAAUCAUAGGAGACUUGACGUCACGUGUCAAUUCCGACGAGGCGAUCGGAUUUACAACGUUACACGCAACACAGCCGAAUGGAUCGGUUUUUCAGCAAAAACUGACGGCGUCUAUUCGUCGACCACGGAUUACUCAAUGGCGUUUAGCUAUAUCGCGACCACCACCAUCUACAAGGUGGCAGCGCUGAGGCACCUUAACCGUAGGAUGGCAGCGGGUAUUUCAUCCACCGAGGAACCUGCCGCCAUGUUCCCCGAGGUGAACUUCGGAAACUCCCACGCCAGUUUCCUUAACAUGGUCAAGUAUUUGGCCGAUUACGGAUUCUAUAAAUUCGGCCUUGAAGUAUACAUUUGUUUCGGGAUGUGCACCAUAGCGAUGAGAUUUCGCAUGGACUUGAUGGCGCUCAUCUAUUCGAUUGUACUCUUGAUAGUGUUCGCGAUGAGUCGAGCGACGUUGGCGAAAAUAUGGCCCGUCCUCACUUGCGGCCUGGCUAUUUCCUUGAUGUACCAGUACUAUAGCGCCCUGGGGUGGCCUCCUAGCACUUGCGACACAACCGUGAUUGUUCUCCCAUCAGUUACGAAAUACUGGAACCAGCACGAAAUAUAUAUCCGUCUCCAGAAGUGGUUGUUUAUCAGAAACGACGCGUAUCCGCCGAAAAUAAAAAAACUCCUCCUCGACUUUGUACUACUCCUCCUCAUGGUCGACCAGUGGCGGGUAUUCCGGAUCGAGAAGAGCUACACCGGCGAGGCAUACCCAGGCGGGAGCAACGAAAGCGUCGUCCAUUUGAUCGAAAACAAGCGUUUCACCAAUCCGGUACCAGAUUUUAUCAGCAACGCAACGUCAGUUUUGGACGUAAUCAAAAAGAGUUUUCUGUGCUCCCUGUGUUCGGUGUCGUUGUUUUCGAUGUACCUCGCCGGGGCUAUGCGUCUGGGCAUCUACACGUUCGGGUACCUCAGCCUCGCUUGCAUUUUCCUUUGGGAAGGCAGCGAAAUGUACCUCAGACCCAUAAACUCGAUCAUACGGAGAUGGAAUCUACUGAUUGCUUACACUAUCGUCGUCAUGAUACUGCGCGUGGGAAGCCAGCUUCUGGGCUGCAUCCUGGCGUAUUACUAUCUGGAAGGACAUUGUUACGUGUUUCAUCUGCUCGCCGUGGGCUGCGUGGACAGAUUCGGCGACGUCGAUGACGUGCCCGACCUCAAGAUGGAGACCAACUGCCAACUUCAGACCGAACACAUGGGACUCGGAUGGGAUAUAAUCUGUUUCUGUUUGUUGUUGGCGCAGAGGCGACUGUUUUACAGCUACAAUUUCUUCCACAUAGUCAACGACGAGAAAAUAUUUACCAUUUUGGCGUUCAGGGGUGCCGAAUUGAUAGAAGCGAUGGACUUGAAGAAGAGGAAGGCGAUCGACGAAGAAGAUCAGCAAAUAAGGGACAAAAUGAAGCGGAAAAUGGAGAAGAUUCGAAAGGUUCACGUAAGAGUGCAGGGCGAGAACUAUUUUAGCAGGAAGCAAAACCAUAUUCGGGUGUUGCAAUCGGGGGAUUAUUAUCUGUUCGACGAGAUCGACAAUGACGAUAUCGAUUGGAUGUACGAGACAGGCGACGAUAAUGAACGAGAUCAUGACCCGUAUGAUCCGAUGUUAAUUAGCGAGUUUCUAAUCGAAUUGACUCAAAACGGAAUCCGUGGCGUGUUAAAGGAAAGGAAUAAAAGGCGAACUCUGAAAGCUGCAAGAAUGCGGGGAGAAGAUUUGGGUAAGGCGUCGGUUCCUCAAGAGGACAGAGCGACUACCAGCAGCGACGCGGACGACAUCGAAUUAGUGGAGGAACCUCACGAUUCGUUCGGCAUUGUCAAAGUCGUUUGGGGAUUUAUAGAGGCUUGCGUGGUUAGUUUUACGUUAUUCCUGAACCACAAAUCGAGCGAUCUGAGAGACAUUUUGGAAGAGAUGAAGCGGGAACGGCUCGUGCUGAUGAAAACGGAUUAUUACGUCGGCAGGAGGGCGACAUCAAAUCAAAUAUGGCAGCCGUCCGAAUCGUACAGCGAAUUAUUGAAAUCGACGCAAGAUCAGGUGCCUCACGGAGUCGACCCGAUCAACUAUUCCAUACUCGGAAAACUUUACCUCGCUUGUUGGCACUUUCUACUCACGCGUUCGGAGUGGUGGUGCUACCUGAUCAUAAUCCUCCUCCAAGCGGUGGUAAACGACUUCUGUUCGGUCCCGUUACCGCUCCUGGUGUUCUGCUGGGGCACGUUGGUCAUCCCAAAACCGACCAGGAUGUUUUGGGUCGCGAUCAUCUCCUACGUCCUGGUUAUGUUGAUAAUCAAAGCGCUGUUCAGACUGCACCCGUUGCCGUGGAGCGAGCAGCAAAACGUCGGACCGUUUUAUCCGCCCCAUUUCCUCGGCCUUCACACCGAAUCGAAAAUCGGUUUCGAUUUGGUGCUGUUGUCCCUUCUGUUUUUUCACAGGACGAUUUUGCGUUGGUUGGGACUUUGGAAAUCGACAGAAUAUCGCACAUCGACGUUGCUAGCAGACGGAGACUACGUUAUUCGGGACGGACAGCUGGAACCCUACAGGGCUGCGCAGAGUACUGAUGCAAAAACAACGCCAAAAACGCGCCAAAGGAUGAAAAUAUUCAACAUAAACAGUAGGGACAUUGCUCUAGGCGACUACUUCCCCAAAUCUGUUAUCGAUGGAGCACGCAAAUACGGAGAAAUCAUACUGUUGUUCAUGCAGCAACUGAUUCAGCCUUCGCUACAAGUGCCUGACGACGUUUACACUCCGAUGUUCCUUUGCGACCUGGUCAACUUCUUCGUGCUCAUCUUUUUCUUCCAAUCUUUCGAUGUUCAAUCGGAAGAAACCGGUUUCAUCGACUACGCUUCUCAAAAUACGAUCUCGGUCAAGUUCGUUAUAGUCACCCUCGCAUAUUUCGGUCUAAUGCUGAUCGAUCGGUGGCUAUACCUGCGGAAAAACAGAUUCGGCAAGCUAGUGUUCCACUAUACCCAGGUGAUCCUGUUCCACGGAUUACUGCUGAUUAUGAUCCCCUUAACCGCUCAGAGGUGGCUUCAGCACACCAGACCCCUGCAGGUGUUUUAUUUUUUCAAAUGCGUCUACUUCCUGCUUUCGGCGCAUCAGAUAGGCAGGGGGUAUCCGUUGAGGAUUUACGGGCACUGCCUUUGGAAGGCGCACGGAAUGUUCAACGCGCUAGCGUUCCAGCUCUAUUCCGUUAUACCGUACAUUUUCGAGAUAAGGACGCUCAUCGAUUGGACGUGCACCGACACCUCCCUCACCGUCAGCGAGUGGUUCAAAGUCGAGGACAUCACUUCGAACAUAUACCUGCAAAAGUGUGAGCAGGAAGCGGGCGGAGUUCAGAUACCGGCAGGGGGGAGGGCGAGGGGAAAAAAUCUGAAGUACUUGACAGGCGGAUGCCGCCUCCUCUUCCUCAUACUCAUCAUAAUCGCGCCUCUCGUGAUAUUCUCAAUGGGACGAUCAGUCAGUCAGACUUCCACCGUCAUCCUGGUCGGUCUGAAAUUAAACCUGGGCUAUUACGAGGCGGCCACGUGGAUCUUUACGUCGGAUUUGAUCAGGUUCGACCAGGAGGACUACGAAGCGAUGCAGCUUGCCUUCAACAAUAUCGAUAUCGCGGAAAAAACGUUCGAUGAUUUCGGACCGGAAGAUAUAGUCGCCACACGGCUCAAGACGUACGCAUCGCGGUUGUGGACCAUUUCGCCCAUCGACUAUAAGAAACUGGUCGACGAAGUCAACUCUGCCGCGCCAUUUAGCGCGAUGCUGAGGAUAACGAUCGUACGAAACACGCCCUCGGGGGAAUCUCAGACCUUGACUGACGCCAGCAACAUUAUUUUGCUGCCGCCCGCACCCGACCCGGAUAGAUUAACCCUCGCCAAAAUGCUCACCGAGUCCGAAUCGUCGUCCACUCCAAUCAGACUGCGUAAUAUACUACCGAAAUUCGUACGGGUCAUGGACAAUGGCAAAAUCGUGCCGAUACGCGGAGUGAUGGAGAAUCCUCGCUCGGUACCGGAGAACCAAACGAGAAAACCGGACACCUUCAGGAAUCUGCUCGCCAUAAUGAGGAAGGACGAGCACGGCAAGAUGUGGUGGGAGAUGAGGGAGGAUUGCAACCCGAACGAGCUAAAUUACAAAUAUUACCUAAAGAAAUUGAUACACAACUCUUGCGAUUAUAUCACGCUGUACGUCCUGAGCGAUAAAAUAUUACCCGAAACACUGACCAUCGUCACGGGUGGGGGGGUGAUCGGCAUGUACUUGCUUUACUUUAUGAUGGUGUUUGGUUUCGUCAGAGGCAUCUACGGACAAGUGAACGACAUAUGGAUCCAGGAUAUGCCGUACGUCGACAGAAUUUAUCAGAAAUGCAUGGAGCUGUACAUCGCUAGAGAUCUGGGCGAUUUCGAACUUGAGGAGGAGAUUUGUUCUCAGCUCAUAUUCAUCAUGAGGUCCCGCGAAAUGUGCAUAAAAUUGUCCAGGGAACCAGGCGAUCCCUAUAAUCCCAAAUUUCUAACACCCGGAUCUUCAACUUGAUGUAUAUACAUAAUUCUUGAAUAAAUUUCAUAUUUUA